GCAAGUGUACUGGUCAGUUGUACCACCGUGGUUGAUGUCCAUACCAGAAAUAGAUCUUAGUAUAAUGGAUAACAUCAAACAUCAUGAAGGCACAGAGUAUCCCAAUAUGGUAAAGCGAAGACUGGAAAAUCAGUGGGGAACUUAUCUUCAGAUAUAUACAGAUGGAUCCCAAGAUCCACAAACUGGGAAGUCAGGCUUUGCUUUUUAUAUCCCACAAUAUGAAUAUGUAAAGCUUAAACGACUGUCUGAGGGGGUAUCGGUGUAUACAACAGAACUUCUAGCUAUUAUAUGGGCACUAAAGUGGAUAGAGGAAGUGCAACCAAGGAGAGCAGUAAUAUGCUCAGAUUCGGCUUCAGUGUUAAAAACUCUGGGAGGAAGUAAUAUGGGAGCUCGGCCAGAUCUGUUUAUGGAGCUGAUGGUUCUGUUGUAUAAAAUCGAAAAGGCUGGAGGGUCAGUGGGAUUUCUCUGGGUCCCUGCACAUGUUGGGGUAGAAGGGAAUGAGGUGGCAGACAAGGUAGCAAAAAUGACUCUGAAAAGAGAUAUUGAUUUAGCAGUUUGUAUUGGGGUCACUGAAUGUAGAUCUGUCAUUAAGGAAAACACUAUAGUAGUAUGGCAGAGGCAGUGGGAAAAGGAAACAAAGGGCCGGCAUUAUUAUGCAAUACAAAACAAAGUAAAGACAGAGCAGAGUUGCUUGGGUAAAUCCAGAAGACAAGCUGUAAUUAUGACAAGACUAAGGCUGGGACACUGUGGAUUUGCAUGGGAUCUAGCGAAGAUAGGCAAACAUGAGGAUGGGCUCUGUAGAACCUGCAAUCAACAACAGACUGUUAAUCAUGUGUUUAUGGAAUGUCAACAGUAUAAAAGGCAAAGAGAACAACUGUAUUCUGAGGUAUCAGGAGAUGGACUACAAGCAGUGUCAUUGAGAGAUAUUUUGAAUCCUCAUGAGAACCAAUCAAGGAUAGUGGAAGCAGUCAUGGAUUUUAUAUCUGCAACAGGAUUAGCCCUCUGAGAAUGAAGGUGCUAUAAAGCGAUACCGAGACUGAACUGUGGGUGGCAGCAAUAUGCCGUAAGGCAUCUAGUCUGCCGGAAAGCCAGUAGAAGAAGAAGAAGAAGAAGAUCGGAUACCAAGAUGCCAAGCCUGGGAAGAAGCGGCAGCUCUGCAGCUACAUGUCCUCCCAAGACCUCAAAUUACUGAAAAGCAGCGGUACCGUAGGUGGUCAGCGAGGGUUUUUCCCCGAUGGUACCGCUGCUGACAACAGUUCUUUAAUGUCCCGACAGCCGUUAGCUGGUCGCUGGCGGGGAUUUCCGAGCUUCGCUCAUCCGCUCCUGAGGGUGGAAGCAGGCGACGGCAUCAUAUUUACUUCUGUUUCAUCAGAGGUCUUUCAUUUUAUUUGCAGAGAAUGCAUACUCAAAGGCUUUAUAGUGGGCUAGGUGGUGGGAAUGUGGAGUUGUAAGGGUUGCACAGAAACGGUGUCAAGUAGGUCCAAUCUUUUGCAUCACUACAAGUUAAAGCAUCCACAUUUUGGACGUAGUUCUCGCUUUCCAUGUACAUACCUGCACUGUCGAUGCACAUUUAAGACAUGGAAUGCCCUUAUAGUCCACCAAAGUAAAAUUCACUCCGCAGGGGUCACUUGCAAAGAGGAAGCAAUAUUCAAUUGCCAACUCUGUGCUUGUAGUGAUUUAGCAUCAGAGAGGGAUUAUUUUGCUCAUAUAAAUGCACAUUUCAAAAGAAAUGAGACUGUCAUUUGUAUGUUUUUAGGUUGCGACUUUAAAACAAACAUUUAUUGCACAUUUAAAUCACACAAAAACCAAAAGCACUGCCUUCACAGUUUGGUUGAUUUUUAAACCUGGAGUAGUUAUACGUACCAGGAUAUCAUCUGUGAAUGAAUUGGUGGAAAAUACUCAGGAGUUCGUCGAACAGUCAAAUGUGGUCAUUCCUUCAAACAGUCCCUCUCAAACUGAGGACUUGCAGAAGAUCAUAGAGCAAAGAUUUGCAGCUGCUUUGCUGAAGUUGGAGCAUUUGGACCAUGUGCCCAGCACAGCUGUUGAUGUGUUUUAGGAGAACUCUAUCAUUUGACUUUUUCUGCACCUGUUCCAUUAUCUUGUGACAUUGUGAGUGAGAUCUUUCAUCAGAGAAACCUCCCUGUCGAUGAACAUAUAAUUAGAGAAACUGUUAAUGCAAUUUGUUCUGGUAAUCCUGUGCAAAGGUCAAUACAAAAAGGUGGCCCUCUCAGUACCGCAUAUCAGCGUAAGAAGUAUUAUAAGGAGAACUUCAGUGUUGUAGAGCCAGUGGAAUAUAUUCUUGAUGCUAAAAACAAACGCAGUUUCCAAUAUGUACCGAUAUUGAAGUCCUUACAACAGCUGUUGUGUAGAAAGGAUAUCAUUGAUGAAGUUGUCGAGGGCCAUCAAAAACAGGAGAGCACAUGUUCUGGAGUGUCAUAUCAGUUCAAGUCAGCAACAGAUGGUUCCCUAUUUAGGGAAAAUAGUUUCCUCACAGGAGAAAAGCCAAGGAUCAUCCUAACUUUUUAUGUGGAUGAUUUUGAAACCUGCAACCCGCUUGGCACCUCGCGAAAGAAACACAAGCUUUGUGCUGUUUAUUGGGUAUUGGCUAACUUGCCUCCGGGAUCUCAUUCAUCAUUGUCAUCUAUCUGUCAGUUUUGUGCAAAACCGAUGAUGUUAAAACCUACGGUUAUGAUCAAAUCUUUGAACCUCUUCCAAAAGAUCUGAAAACUCUGGAGGAGCUGGGUGUUUAUGUCCCGUUGUUAGGUGAGUCAGUUAAAGGUACAGUUCUCAGUGUAGUGGCAGACAACCUGGGAGCACACAGCGUUGCAGGAUUUAUGCAGAGUUUUUCGGUGGAAUACUGUUGCAGAUUUUGCACAGGAAAGAGUACUGAUAUUCAGCUACAUUCUGUUGCAUCUGGUGCUUUCAGUCUGAGAACAAAGGAGCUUCAUCAGGCCCAUGUCAGACAAGCCCAAGACACAGGUACAGGUUUUUGUGGAGUGAAAAAGGAAUGCGUCUUUACAAAAAAUCUGUCUCAUUUUAAUGGCAUCUUUGGCUCCCCACCUGAUCUUGCCCAUGAUGUUUUUGAGGGUAUAAUCCCAGUAGAGCUAGCUCAUUGCUUAACAGUGCUUAUAUCAAGAAAGCUUUUCACGUUAGCAGACCUAAACAAUGCCAUUCUGAAGUUUCCCUACAAAUGGGCUGACAAGACAAACAAACCUCAUGUAGUGUCACAAAGUUUUUCCAGCUCAAAAUCGGUGGGGGGAAAUGCUCAUGAAAACUGGAGCUUGCUCCGCUUCCUACCUUUUUUGGUUGGAUCCCUUGUACCUGAAGAUGAGCCUGCGUGGCUUGUUCUCAUGGAUCUGAAGGACAUUACAGAGCUUAUUGUUGCCCCUGUGCAUAGUGAUGACUCGCUGGCUUUUUUGGAAAGUAAAAUCACUGAGCACAGGCAGAGAUACAAAGAAUUGUUCCCUGACAUCAAGCUGCUUCCAAAACACCAUUAUUUGGAGCACUACCCCCAGAUGAUUAGGCUGUUUGGUCCAAUUGUUGGGCAGUGGACAAUGCGCUUUGAGGCUAAGCAUAGCUUUUUUAAGCAGGUUAUCAGACACACAAGCUGCUUCAAGAAUGUGCCACUCUCAUUAGCCUCAAAGCAUCAGAUGAUGAUUGCAUACCAUCUGAGCGCUCCGUUUCUGAGCAAGUCUGACCUAGAGGUCUCUGCUAUAUCCACUCUACCAGUAGACUUACUCAAAGAGGAGAUAGCCCAAGUCAUCAGGAAAAAGUUCUCUGACACACCUGAGGUUCACCUUGCACAGUGUGUGACAACCAAGGGUAUAACAUAUAGGAAGGGAAUGAUACUGGCCCACAGAGCAGUGGGUGGAAUGCCUGAAUUCAGUGAAAUUGACCAAAUCUGCAUUUUACAUGAGAGUAUAUUCUGUAUUGUCAAAGAGCUAUGUGGUUGGUACAGAGAGCAUUAUAGAGCCUUUGAACUCAGCCAAGCACCCACAAGAACAUUCACUGUCAUGGCACUCAGUGAACUCCUUGAUACUUGUCCGCUUGUUGACUACAAGAUUGGAGCAACCCGCAUGGUGACUUUGAAAAGGCAUAUUGAAAUCAAAGCUUUGAAGAUGGGGACUCCUGUGAUCCUUAAGAUCGUCUUGACUGAUGGCAGCUCUCAGAGGUUGACUCUUUCCCAUGGACUCCCUGCAUCCAUUGAUGACCUUAUGAUUGAAGUCAAGAAACAGUGUGGACUUCAGGGCAAUUUUCGACUUCAAUUUAUGGAUUCCUUGUUUGGAAAUGAGUUCCUCAACCUUACCUCAAUUUCAGAAGCAGAAGACAAAGGUACUCUUAGAGUCAUUGAUAUGGCAAUGCCCCCAACUUUGCCGUAUAAUAAUGAGAUGGGUUCUCCAGUCCUAAUACCCCAAGCAUUCAACCCUUUGUCUUCCUCUGUAAGUGACUCUUCGUCCCUCUCAGCUGAAUCUGUGGAUACAGAUGUACUGUCAUCGAGUGAGUCGACGAGCUCGCGGUCUUCUUGGCCAGCUGUUUUUCAUGUGCCUAAGUUCUCCUAUGAUGCUGAAUUAAAACUUCAGCAGGCAAGUUUAGCCUAUAUUCGAAACGGCACUGUACUGAUUCCAGAUCCCAAGUUGAAGUCAGCCAUCCUUGAUGGUUUAGUGGAGGAAAUUGUGCAGUAUAAAGUUUAUGUCAGUGAUAAGGAGAUGAACAGGUAGCCCAGAGUCUUAUCAAGACACAUCCAUGUUUAACUGAGAAGGGGUCCUGCAGUGGAUGUGGCGGAUGGAAGACCAGUUUAAAAUAUCUAACUACCGCACACACCUGAGAAAACUGGGUUGCCCAGAGGUAACAGUGAACUCUUUAAAAAACAAACCUGCAGGAAGAUGCAGUGCAGCCUUUGGUGUCAAAAAGGCAAAGAGAGCAGAGGUGAAUUUUUGCCCGACAUACCCAACAGCAGAAACUGAGGAGAGUCUUGAGGCCAUGCAGAAAGCUCUACUAUUAGAUGUAAAGAAGAGGAACAACAGGGAGGUUGUGAAACUCAAGAUGGAAAAGACUUUUGAACACAGAAGACAUGAAGUAGUUUGUGAUGGACCAAUGGUGGAGGAUUUCAUGGCGAGGUGGCCUGCCCUAUUUGACGUCCCUGAGAUCAACGCUGAAUUCAAGAGAAUCCCCACCGUCCCACUUCAAUCCAAGUUCCUGUCUCAGCUGGAUCUCCACUCUGACAACCUGAUGAGGCUGUUCCAAAACAGAGGAGGACAGCUAGGGAAAAGGCUACAAAGAAUCAUUGCACAAAUGGCAGAUUGUGAUGAUGUAGAC
This is a messenger RNA of Micropterus salmoides (largemouth bass), 5316 nucleotides long. RefSeq lists its product as uncharacterized. Lineage: Eukaryota; Metazoa; Chordata; Actinopteri; Centrarchiformes; Centrarchidae. Gene Ontology annotation, molecular function: nucleic acid binding; RNA-DNA hybrid ribonuclease activity. Bases 2835 to 4718 code for a protein of 627 amino acids. The record is from RefSeq and is a predicted model, not a curated record. The transcript has 7 exons.